GCCCGGCGCGGGUCAGUCGGCCCGGACGGUACCGGGCGGUACCGGCAUGGGGCUGCCGACAGCCGUGCGGGACCGCGUAGCUGCGGUGCACCGGGGCUCAGCGCUGCCCGAACGGCUGCGGCUCUACGACGGCUGGGCCGCCCGCUACGAGCAGGAUGUGGCGGCUCUGGAGUACCGGGCACCGUAUCUCGCCGCCGCCUCGCUCGCCUUCGCCUUCCCCGCGCCGCGUGCGGAGGCGCGGCUGCUCGACGUGGCCUGUGGCACCGGGCUCGUAGCGCGGGAGCUCCACCGGCGCGGGUUCCGCUGCGUGGACGGCGUGGACGGCAGCGCGGGGAUGCUGGAGCGGGCGCGGAGCACCGGGCUCUACCGGGAGCUGCGGCUCUGCGUCCUGGGCAGGGAGCCGCUGCCCGCGCCCGCAGAGCACUACGACGCCGUGACGGUGGUGGGGGCCCUGGGCGAGGGCCAGGUGCCGAGCACGGUGCUGCCGGAGCUGCUGCGGGUCACCAAGCCGGGCGGUUUCCUGUGCCUGACGACGAGGAGCAACCCCUCGAACCUGCGGUACAAGGCGGAGCUGGAGGCAGCGCUGGGGCAGCUGGAGCAGAGGGGAGCCUGGCAGAAGCUGCAGGUUCAGGAAGUGGAGUACUGGGAGAGGGCCACCUCCGAGGAGGAGAGCACCCAGGGCACUGGCUACAUCUCUGGGGUGGUCUACAUCUACCAGAAGUGCCCUGUUCCCAACCUCGAGGAGGGCUGAGAGCUAGCAUGGCUCUGGAGGGGGGGUGAGCACUUGACCCUUUGUAAAACAGAGCCCAGUGGCCCCCUCCUGCAGCAGGGCAGCUGCUGGGGGUGACAAUAUUCUGGGGGAAUUUCCCCAUUCCCUUCCUUGGUCCCUUCUCACCGAGGUCUGGGCUUGGUUGGGGCCCUUGUCUGCUGCACAGCAUGGGGAGGGUUUCUGGACUCACCAGGGUCUCCUGUGUGCCACCUUUAGCUCUGACAUUUAGAUAUUGACCCCAACACCUCACCGUUCACCAUGGCAUCUCACAGACCCACAUGGCUGUUCUGAGGCAUGUCCAGUCUGGGAUGUCCUCUGCCCACCUUCCCCAUCUCAGCACUCAUGGUCAAAUCUGGAUCCUUCUCCAUCUCCUACCCCCAGAGUCAUUAGCUGGGGGCUGCUGGAGGUCGGUCCCCACUGCUGUGUCCUGUGGCCUCUCCUCCUCCCUGGGGACCGAGCCAGCCCUGAGGUGCAGGAGCCUCCACGUCCAGAGUCAAAACAGCAAUGCCA
Messenger RNA from Melozone crissalis (California towhee), 1279 nucleotides. It is a transcript of the gene METTL27, whose product is annotated as methyltransferase like 27. The record is from RefSeq and is a predicted model, not a curated record. Bases 47 to 751 code for a protein of 234 amino acids. Gene Ontology annotation, molecular function: S-adenosylmethionine-dependent methyltransferase activity. The transcript has 5 exons. NCBI's taxonomy places the organism in Eukaryota, Metazoa, Chordata, Aves, Passeriformes, Passerellidae.